UUUCCUUUUCUCACACUACAUGGUUUUCAAUUUUUUUCUCUUCUGCAAACGCUAAACGAGCAUGGAGUGGGUAAGAGGAGGCUGCCUUGGCUAUGGCAGCUCAUCCACGGUCCAUCUUGCAACCACCAAAAAGUCAUCUUCUUCAUAUCCUGCAGUGAUGGCAGUGAAGUCCUGCAACCAAUCAGACACCACCUUUCUCAAGAACGAGAGGGAGAUUUUUAAUGAAAUUGGCUUCUGUCCAGAAAUCAUCCAAUGUUUCGGCGACUGUCAAACUGUAGAAGAAGACAACGAACGUUUAUACAAUUUGCUGUUGGAGUAUGCUAAAGGAGGCAGCUUGGCUUACCAGCUCAAGAAAUCUGGUGGUUGCUUGCAAGAAAGUGAUGUCAAAGACUACACAAGAUCGAUACUGAAAGGUCUGCGCCAUAUUCACUCAAAAGGGUUUGUUCACUGUGACAUGAAGCUUGAUAACAUGUUGUUGUUCGAGAAUGGUGAAGUGAAGAUUGCAGAUUUUGGGCUGGCAAAGAAAGCAGGGGAGAAACAGGAAAGAGUUGAAAUUAGAGGGACUCCUCUUUAUAUGGCACCUGAAUCAGUCAACAACAAUGAAUACGAGUCGGGGGUUGAUAUUUGGGCUCUUGGCUGUUCUAUUGUUGAGAUGGUGACCGGGAAGCCUGCGUGGAAUAGUAAGCCAGGAGCCAAUAUGUUUGUGUUGCUGAUCAGAAUUGGAGAAGGAGAUGAAUUGCCAAUCAUUCCUGAAGAACUGUCCCAAGAAGGCAAAGAUUUUUUGUCAAAGUGUUUUGUUAAAGAUCCUACACAAAGAUGGACGGCUGACAUGCUUUUGGAACAUCCUUUCGUUGCUGACCAAGUUAAAGAAACUGUUCCAUUCAAAGAAGAAAGCGAGGAAUUACCAACAUCACCAAGAUGCCAUUUUGAUUUCUCAGAGUGGGUUUCUAUUCAAUCAUUAUCGCCAAUAUCAGAGGCUUGGUCUGAUGGGAAACUGGAAUCAAUAUUUCCUUCAUUACAUUCAUCUUGUUUGGCUUCACCUUCGGAUAGAAUCCGGCAGCUAACAGGUGAUCGGAGUUGCAAUUGGUGUGAUUCUGGGUGCUGGUUCACGAUUAGAUGAGGCAGAGCUGGAACAGAGACCAAAGAUUCAAUCAACUGGGGAGAUAUAUUCUCUCUACCUUUUUAAGUUAUAUCCAGCCAUGGAGAUUCCAUUGAUUUUUUAUGUAUAUACCCCCCCCCCCCCCAAAAAAAAAAAAAAAAUGUACAUGAGUAGAACAUUGAGCAGAGAUUUGUUUUUAGCAGACUGAUUUUUAGCUUAUGAAACAGUCAUGAUUGGUGGCUUAGUACAGAGCAUCAUUUUUGUAUUUGAGAUACAGGUCAAUUACAUUUCUUUUCCAUGAAA
This is a messenger RNA of Populus nigra (black poplar), 1402 nucleotides long. RefSeq names its product mitogen-activated protein kinase kinase kinase 20. The transcript has a single exon. Gene Ontology annotation, biological process: protein phosphorylation. NCBI's taxonomy places the organism in Eukaryota, Viridiplantae, Streptophyta, Magnoliopsida, Malpighiales, Salicaceae. Gene Ontology annotation, molecular function: protein kinase activity; ATP binding. The record is from RefSeq and is a predicted model, not a curated record. The coding region runs from base 62 to 1120 and encodes 352 amino acids.